CAGUUAGCUAGCAGCUAGUGUGUGACGUUAGUGCUGACUAGUUUCUGUGGAUUGAAGAUGGCCCCUUUUCCCGACGAAGUGGAUGUUUUUACUGGCACACAUUGGCGAAUUAAACAGUUGCCCUUGACAACAGUGGGCCCCAGCAACAAAACUGCCCACACAGGCUGUGAACAAGUGAGUCGGUGGCAUUCUCUCUUUACUGUGCUCAAUGCUAUGUUCGAUGCUCAGGGCCGCUACUUCGAUGCAGACAAGAAACAGGAUUUACGUGAAAUGUUACAGACACAGCUGGACAAGAUGGAAACGGACACAGUGACAGUGCGCACCGAGGAAGAGAGGCCAUGGACAGACAGAGCUGAAACUUCACUGCUUGACAUGUAUGAUGAAAUCCUGGUUGAGACUGAAACGACGAAACAGCACAGCAAGACGUGAGCCCUAGGACCAUGCCUCAGGACUACCUGGCAUGAUGACUCCUUGCUGUCCCCAGUCCACCUGUCCGUGCUGCUGCUCCAGUUUCAACUGUUCUGCCUGCGGCUAUGGAAGCCUGACCUGUUCACCGGACGUUCUACCUGUCCCAGACCUGCUGUUUUCAACUCUCUAGAGACAGCAGGAGCGGUAGAGAUACUCUUAAUGAUCGGCUAUGAAAAGCCAACUGACAUUUACUCCUGAGGUGCUGACUAGCUGCACCCUCGACAACUACUGUAAUUAUUAUUAUUUGACCCUGCUGGUCAUUUAUGAACAUUUGAAAAUCUUGGCCAUGUUCUGUUAUAAUCUCCACCCGGCACAGCCAGAAGAGGACUGGCCACCCCUCAUAGCCUGCUUCCUCUCUAGGUUUCUUCCUAGGUUUUUGCUUUUCUAGGGAUUUUUUCCUAGCCACCGUGCUUCUACACCUGCAUUGCUUGCUGUUUGGGGUUUUAGGCUGGGUUUCUGUACAGCACUUUGAGAUAUCAGCUGAUUUAAGAAGGGCUAUAUAAAAUACAUUUGAUUUGAUUUGAUAUGCAUGAGGAAAAUUUCAAGAACUUUGAAAGUUUCUUAAAGUGCAGUCGCAAAAGCCAUCAAGCGCUAUGAUGAAACUGGCUCUCAUGAGGACCGCAUGUCACGACUUCCGCCGAAGUUGGCUCCUAUACACACUCCUAACAACGGCACAGGAAAGGAAGACCCAGAGUUACCUCUGCUGCAGAGGAUAAGUUCAUUAGAGUUACCAGCCUCAAAAUGUGCAGCCCAAAUAAAUGUUUCACAGAGUUCAAGUAACAGACUCAUCUCAACAUCAACUGUUCAGAGGAGACUGCGUGAAUCAGGCCUUUAUGGUUCGAAUUGCUGCAAAGAAACCACUACUAAAGUACACCUAUAAGAAGACGAGACUUGCUUGGGCCAAGAAACACGAGCAAAGGUCAUUAGACCGGUCAGUGGUGGUUCUAGCUUGUAUGGCUCCCUGGGCAAACCCCCCCUUCUGCACCCCUCCACCCUCGGCCCCCAAAAAAGAAUCACCAUUCUGCACUAACUGUAAUUUUUAUUCAGACAUUUGGAAUAACACAAAUACAUAUUCAUAACAUCUAAAAUUAUAUAAAUAUAAAAAUAUAUACAAAAGUAAGACUCAUAAAUAUCAAAAAGAAGUAACAAAGACAAACAGAAACAAAUGUGUUGAUUUGGCACUCGAACAUCAAUACAUUACCCAUCCCCCAACACUGUCACCCAAGAGUCAAGACUAAACCAAUUCACCUUGGUGGUGUGCAUACUGGUUUUAUAUUAUUUUUAACGAUUUCACACAAACCAGAAAAAAAUGCAACGAUAUGUCUGUGAAACUAUAUAUCUACAGUAUUAUGAAUGAAUUGUGGUUUAUUUGGUAACAUUUCGUAGUGUGACUGAUUUGACUAAUUGCAUUAGUACUGUACAAAGUUAGAGGUGCCUCAUUUCAUAGAUUCCCCCGCCGCCCCUACCUCGGGCUUCCAGUGGGGAGACCUGAGGUCAACCUACCCCGCUCCCCCUACCUCGUGCUUCCAGUGGGGAGACCUGAGGUCAACCUACCCCGCUCCCCCUACCUCGGGCUUCCAGUGGGGAGACCUGAGGUCAACCUACCCCGCUCCCCCUACCUCGGGCUUCCAGUGGGGAGACCUGAGGUCAACCUACCCCGCUCCCCCUACCUCGGGCUUCCAGUGGGGAGAACUGAGGUCAACCUACCCCGCUCCCCCUACCUCGGGCUUCCAGUGGGGAGACCUGAGGUCAACCUACCCCGCUCCCCCUACCUCGGGCUUCCAGUGGGGAGACCUGAGGUCAACCUACCCCGCUCCCCCUACCUCGGGCUUCCAGUGGGGAGACCUGAGGUCAACCUACCCCGCUCCCCCUACCUCGGGCUUCCAGUGGGGAGACCUGAGGUCAACCUACCCCGCUCCCCCUACCUCGGGCUUCCAGUGGGGAGACCUGAGGUCAACCUACCCCGCCCCCUCCAAAUCUCGUACUUCUGAGUGGGAGACCUUCCCAGGCAGUAGCCUGCCUAGCUCACAAACUAGAGUCAGGGUGCCCACUCCGACAAGUUUAAUUGACCCACAGUCCCACACGGUGACAUGAUAUCAUUGACGUGACAUGCAAAUUAGUGAAAGAAAACCGAUCGUACAAAUGUCACCAGUCCAAAAUGUUUCGUGCAGGCUCCCCGCCCCUGGCGGCUGCCCAUGUCGCCUAUACCUAAAUCCGCCACUGAGACUGGUGGAAAUCUGUCCUUUGGUCUUAUGAGUCCAAAUUUGAGACUUUUGGUUCCAACCGUCGUGUCUUUGUGAAACGCAGAGUAGGUGAACGGAUGAUCUCCGCAUGUGUAGUUCCCACCGUGAAGCAUGGAGGAGGACGUGUGAUGGUGUGGGGGUGCCUUUGCUGGUGACACUGUCAGUGAUUUAUUUAGAAUUCAAGGCACACUUAACCAGCAUGGCUACCACAGCAUUCUGCAGCAAUACACCAUCCCAUCUGGUUUGGGCUUAGUGGGACUAUCAUUUGUUUUUCAACAGGACAAUAACCCAACACACCUCCAAGUUCCGGCAUCGUUUUAUGUAUCAAUUCAUAAACCAUGUGCCAUUGAAUCGGUACAUCAAAAAUCUAUAUUAUCACAAUUUUCUUUAACCAAUUUUAUUUUUUAAUGCAGGGACAGACAAGUUCCUUACUUUCUCCAACUUCCACUUGCCUCUUCCAUGUUUGCGGUAAUGCUACAAUUAGUUGGUUGUAAUUUUGGGUAGAGCAGACAUUUCCAUAUAUUUUUGUUAGCUGCAUGUGAGACAUAACUCCACCAGUCCUAUUUAUGAAUAUAAUUUACAAAGAUAAUUUACAAAAACAUAUUUGUUCUGUCUUUUCUGGUGGAUUAAACUGAAAUAGCAAACAACUUUCGAUGGCUUGUUUUAAAAAUAGUGAUAUUUUUGAGAUUAUUUCAUUUUCAAAUAACCGAAAGUGAGAGGUUGUAAUCUGAAUAAAGGGAAAAAGGCAAUUUUUGAACAUGGGGUGAGACAUUCUUACUAACCUGCUAGAGAACCAGUUUGGAUUUAAGUAUAACAUUUGUAUGACUGAAGCCUUUAGUGAGAGGUCUAAUGCUUUAAUAUUUUAUUAUUUCUGACUCCGAAUUCCUAUUCAUUAUAUAAAUAGGCCCGUUUAAUUUUGUCUGACUUACCAUUCCAAAUAAAAUGUUAUAUUUUUUGCUCAUAUAUUUGAAAAAACAUGUCGCUAGGUGUAGGCAAGCCAUAAUCAAAUAGGUAAACUGGGAUAUGACUAAAGAGUUCAUCAGGUUAAACUGGGAUAUGACUAAAGAGUUCAUCGGGGUAAACUGGGAUAUGACUAAAGAGUUCAUCAGGUUAAACUGGGAUAUGACUAAAGAGUUCAUCGGGGUAAACUGGGAUAUGACUAAAGAGUUCAUCAGGGUAAACUGGGAUAUGACUAAAGAGUUCAUCGGGGUAAACUGGGAUAUGACUAAAGAGUUCAUCAGGGUAAACUGGGAUAUGACUAAAGAGUUCAUCAGGGUAAACUGGGAUAUGACUAAAGAGUUCAUCAGGGUAAACUGGGAUAUGACUAAAGAGUUCAUCAGGGUAAACUGGGAUAUGACUAAAGAGUUCAUCAGGGUAAACUGGGAUAUGACUAAAGAGUUCAUCAGGGUAAACUGGGAUAUGACUAAAGAGUUCAUCAGGGUAAACUGGGAUAUGACUAAAGAGUUCAUCAGGGUAAACUGGGAUAUGACUAAAGAGUUCAUCCGGGUAAACUGGGAUAUGACUAAAGAGUUCAUCAGGGUAAACUGGGAUAUGACUAAAGAGUUCAUCAGGGUAAACUGGGAUAUGACUAAAGAGUUCAUCAGGGUAAACUGGGAUAUGAUUAAAGAGUUCAUCGGGGUAAACUGGGAUAUGACUAAAGAGUUCAUCAGGGUAAACUGGGAUAUGACUAAAGAGUUCAUCAGGGUAAACUGGGAUAUGACUAAAGAGUUCAUCAGGGUAAACUGGGAUAUGACUAAAGAGUUCAUCAGGGUAAACUGGGAUAUGACUAAAGAGUUCAUCCGGGUAAACUGGGAUAUGACUAAAGAGUUCAUCAGGGUAAACUGGGAUAUGACUAAAGAGUUCAUCGGGGUAAACUGGGAUAUGACUAAAGAGUUCAUCGGGGUAAACUGGGAUAUGACUAAAGAGUUCAUCGGGGUAAACUGGGAUAUGACUAAAGAGUUCAUCGGGGUAAACUGGGAUAUGACUAAAGAGUUCAUCAGGGUAAACUGGGAUAUGACUAAAGAGUUCAUCGGGGUAAACUGGGAUAUGACUAAAGAGUUCAUCAGGGUAAACUGGGAUAUGACUAAAGAGUUCAUCGGGGUAAACUGGGAUAUGACUAAAGAGUUCAUCAGGGUAAACUGGGAUAUGACUAAAGAGUUCAUCAGGGUAAUUUUUCCACAACUAGACAGGUAUUUUCCUUUCCAUGGUAGCACGAUCAUAUCUAUUGUCGCUAACUUUCUAUUAAAAUGUAUUGUAGUGAGAUACAUUUAUUUAUUUCGGGAUAUGUGUUCUUUGUGUUCCAUAAACACUCAACCAAUAAUUUAUACUCAUCUUGAGCCAUUCACACACACACACACACACACACACACACACACACACAAACACGCACGCACGCACGCACGCACACACACACACAGCAGCCAUAUGUACUAAAACGGUGUACCCUCGUUGAGCUGAAUGUAUUAUUCGGGUGCUGAACAAUUUCUACAGAAUGUAGCUGUAUCCAUAGAAUUCUGAACACCAAGGCAACACAGCACAAAGGACGAAUGAUUACAUGCUUUGGAUGUGUUGUAUCAAGAGACAUGUCUUCUGUAAUUGCAUAUGAAGAUUUCAUAGCACUUUGCCCUGAUUACAUAAUGAGUCCAUUCACACCGUGAUAGUAUAUAUUGAACAGCAUAUGUUCCUGCAUCUCUGAACACCUAUUUAGUUUAGUCUAGUGCAGAUUGUACUGUUCUGUUAUGUCUGAAGUGGCAGCCUCAAUCGAGAAAAACCUUUGACCAUUUCCUAUAGUCUCCAUGUGAUUUUCUUGUAUUCAAGUCUCUUCCUUGUAAGGCGUGCUGGAGAUCUUCGGAAUAAAAUAACAAGCAUUGAUACAGCAUGGUAUAUGGUAUGAGUCAUUCAAUCAUUUGUCAAGGCCACCUAAAUAUGACAAACCCCUAGCCCUCAAGGCCCCCCAUUAUUAGCCAAAUAAAAACCCAAU
This is a messenger RNA of Salvelinus fontinalis (brook trout), 5691 nucleotides long. RefSeq lists its product as uncharacterized. NCBI's taxonomy places the organism in Eukaryota, Metazoa, Chordata, Actinopteri, Salmoniformes, Salmonidae. The transcript has 2 exons. The coding region runs from base 3735 to 5144 and encodes 469 amino acids. The record is from RefSeq and is a predicted model, not a curated record.